Molecule: messenger RNA, 855 nt
Organism: Penicillium riverlandense
Lineage: Eukaryota; Fungi; Ascomycota; Eurotiomycetes; Eurotiales; Aspergillaceae
Exons: 1
Coding region: 1-855 (284 amino acids)
Source: RefSeq, a predicted model, not a curated record
AUGUCCACUUCGUGCAGUACUUUGCUAUCCUCAUCGAGUGUGAGCCCUACGUGGACGCCUUCGGCAUCUGUCUCCCUCGCGACUUCAUCGACUAGGCCGUCUUCUUCAGUGUCUACUACGACCACACCAACCAGUCUUCCCAGAUCAUCUACUACUUCAGUUCCAGUACCCUCUGCGGGCCAAGGGUCGACUGCCACUCUAGUGACUUAUACCACCACCACGAUCUGUCCGAUGACUUCCACUAUGACUUCGGUUUCAAGCACAAUCACGUCAACCUACAGCACACUCUCGACUAUCACCGUUACCUCGACUGUGGGGGUUCCCGUCACGCAGCAAACCAGUAGUAGCCCUACCGCCUCUCUUUCCGAGACCACGCCCGCUCCUGAGCCUACUGUAACUUCGGUGCCCCAGGAAUCUGCGACUACUGUUGUGACAUACGAGACGCUUACCACAAGCACUGUUACUGCCACUAUCACCUCAGACUUAGCCACAGUCACAUCAACAUACAGCACUGUCUCCAAAGCUACCGUGACUUCAACUUUGACUAUUUGCAAUGGGUGCCAAGCUCCGGCCAGUGCCGUCACUGUUUCACAACCUGGAGCCCCCAUUUCUUCGGAUAGACCUUUUACUGAUAUACCCGUCGUUGGCACCUCGUCCGUUUUCACUGAGCAGGUUUGGACUGGCACUCCAUCUGUAGCGUCGACCAUGAUGAGCACCAGCCGGCCCAGCCCCAGCACCGUUGAUGGAUUACCAGUUAAUCCGCCGCCAGGUCACUCUAAUAUGGCUUUGUCUAUGAGCAUCUCGGUUAGCCUCUGGUUAAUGUCGAUCGCUUCGCUGCUUUCCCUCAUGCUGUAA